This is a messenger RNA of Chelonia mydas (Green sea turtle), 7392 nucleotides long. It is a transcript of the gene VSIR, whose product is annotated as V-set immunoregulatory receptor. The transcript has 7 exons. The record is from RefSeq and is a predicted model, not a curated record. Gene Ontology annotation, biological process: positive regulation of regulatory T cell differentiation; negative regulation of CD4-positive, alpha-beta T cell proliferation; regulation of immune response. The coding region runs from base 132 to 1109 and encodes 325 amino acids. Lineage: Eukaryota; Metazoa; Chordata; Testudines; Cheloniidae. Gene Ontology annotation, cellular component: plasma membrane.
UUAUCUCAGUGAAAUUUCCUGUGUAUGCAACUCUCUUGCUCCUUCUGUCUCAGGGUUGCUCUGAGUACGCAUGUAAGACACAGGAGAGAAAAAUCCUGGAGAAGGGCUAGCUCCAAUUUCAGUGAGUGAAGAUGGAUGUUUACCACAGUCAUUCAACGGACAGUGUGUGGAAGGGCUGGGUGCUGCCAAUCGCUCUCUACUUGGCUUUCUACCAAGAACAGACAACAGCUUUCAUGAUCACCACUCCUUACUCACUCUACGUCUGCCCAGAAGGACAGAAUGUUACCUUGACAUGCAAGCUCUCUGGGCCACUCUCUGCUCAGCAUGACUUACUUUACAAAAUUUGGUACUUCAGCAGCAACGGAGACCAAAGCUGCUCUGAGAAGCAACAUAUCCGCAAUGUAACCGAAAGGGACCUGCAUCAUGAGCCAGGGAAGCAUCAUGGGACACAUAGCAAUGUCACAGAAAGGUACUUCCGUGGAGAACAAGCAAACCACCAUGGGCUGGAGACCACCUCGGACCACCACGGGACAUUUCAUAUCAUCAUGAUGAAUCUGACUCUGCAGGACAGUGGCAAUUACUGCUGUUACGUGGUAGAGACUAAAAAGGAACAUGGCAAACAGUAUACCAAGCAAGUGGCUCAUGGCUUCAUGGAACUCCGCAUACAGAAAGCCAGAGAAGCAUUUCCAAACUGCACAGUUCAUCCUGGUGCCAGCAAACAGAAAGAAAACAUCACAGCAGCUGCUCUGGCAACAGGGGCAUGCAUUGUGGGCAUUCUCUGCUUGCCCCUUAUCCUGAUUCUCAUUUACAAGCAGAGACAAGCAGUCAACAGCAGGCGUGCUCAUGAACUUGUAAGAAUGGAGAGUAAUGCUCAAGGCAUUGAAAACCCUGUCUUUGAGGCUGUUUCAUCCACAAAUACAGAGUCCAGGCCCAAGCCGCAGAUGACAUACAUUGCCAGCCGUCAGCAGUCAGAAUCAGGCCGGCACCUUCUCUCAGAACCAAACACUCCGCUGUCUCCUCCAGGCACAGGGGAUUGUUUCUUCCCAACACUGGGGGGUUCUCACCAGCCAGUGAGUCUCUGCAGUGCUCGAGUUCCAGGUGUGGACUAGCAAUGUCAAACUGGUGGACAUACUCGUCAGUCCAUUAUCCCUGCCCCCAGAGUAUCCCCAUAUUAAUCUCCCAGAGCCGGCCUGACAUUUCACACCCUGUUACUACUAACAUAGUAGAUGCUGUUACACAUAGGGAAAGCUAACUGAACUCAAUACCUGCUAGAGAAAAAAAAAUCCUGCCAGUUUCCCUAAGAAAUGUUGCCUCUAGGAGAUUUUAAAUUGUGAGCCAUGGAACAUUAGGGACUGACCCAAAGCCCAGUGAAGUCAAUGGAAGUCUUUCCAUUAACUCCAACAAUGUGCUUUGGGUCAGGUCCUUAGUUCCCUUUCCCUGCCGCCUUUGCACCUGGUGACAUUUGGCUGAAUCAUUCUGCUAAAGGUGCCUGCAAACGGCAAUGUAUACCCCCAGCAACUUGGAUCUUCUAGAGACUUGUCUAUAAUGGGGGAAGAAUUUUCUGUUAAGCACAUAAAAUCACAGCUACAGAAGUGUCCAGUGAGCUCCACAUCCAUAAAUAACCUCCAAAAAUUAACAGACUUGUCUCUCCUUUUCAGAGCCUGUUCCUGAUUCUCCAAAUUCCAUGAAAGUAUAAAAUUACUGAAGAACAACAACUUUCACUGAAUUUGUUGUCAGCAAUAUGGAAGAAGCUUUGGCUAUUGCUGAAGCAAAGGCUUUAAAGGCAAGGCCACUUUUGAGGGGGAAAAAAUGACAGACACUUUCUCUAGCAUUCAGUGCUUCCCCUGGCACCUCAAAUUCAUCGCUGCGCUCAUCUUCCUUAGAAAGGUUUCAGAGUAGCAGCCGUGUUAGUCUGUAUUCGCAAAAAGAAUAGGAGUACUUGUGGCACCUUAGAGACUAACAAAUUUAUUUGAGCAUAAGUCUCUCGUUGGAGUUUGUUUUUGAAGUUUUUUUGUUGAAGAAUUGCAACUUUUACGUCUGUAAUCGAGUGACCAAAGAGAUUGAAGUGUUCUCCAACUGGUUUUUGAAUGUUAUAAUUCUUGAUGUCUGAUUUGUGUCUAUUUAUUCUUUUAUGUAGAGACUGUCCAGUUUGACCAAUGUACAUGGUAGAGGGGCAUUGCUGGCACAUGAUGGUAUAUAUCACAUUGGUAGAUGUGCAGGUGAACGAGCCUCUGAUAGUGUGGCUGAUGUGAUUAGGCCCUAUGAUGGUGUCCCCUGAAUAGAUAUGUGGGCACCGUUGGCAAUGGGCUUUGUUGCAAGGAUAGGUUCCUGGGUUAGUGGUUCUGUUGUGUGGUGUGUGGUUUCUGAUGAUUAUUUGCUUCAGGUUGGGGGGCUGUCUGUAAGCAAGGACUGGCCUGUCUCCCAAGAUCUGUGAGAGUGUUGGGUCAUCCUUCAGGAUAGGUUGUAGAUCCUUGAUGAUGUGUUGGUUUUAGUUGGGGGGUGAAGGUGAUGGCUAGUGGCGUUCUGUUAUUUUCUUUGUUGGGCCUGUCCUGUAGUAGGUGACUUCUGGGUACUCUUCUGGCUCUGUCAAUCUGUUUCUUCACUUCAGCAGGUAAGUAUUGUAGUUGUAAGAAUGCUUGAUAGAGAUCUUGUAGGUGUUUGUCUCUGUCUGAGGGGUUGGAGCAAAUGCGGUUGUGUCGUAGAGCUUGGCUGUACACAAUGGAUCCUGUGGUGUGGUCUGGAUGAAAGCUGGAGGUAUGUAGGUAGGAAUAGCGGUCAGUAGGUUUCCGGUAUAGGGUGGUGUUUAUGUGACCAUCGCUUAUUAGCACCAUAGCGUCCAGGAAAUGGAUCUUUUGUAUGGACUGGUCCAGGCUGAGAUUGAUGGUGGGAUGGAAACUUCAAAAACAGAAUCUAACAAGAGACUGCUGAAUUGGAAUUAAUUUGCAAACUGGAUACAAUUAACUUAGGCUUGAAUAGAGACUGGGAGUGGAUGGGUCAUUAUACAAAGUAAAACUAUUUCCCCAUGUUUAUUCCCCCCCUCCAUCCACCACUGUUCCUCAGACAUUCUUGUCAACUGCUGGAAAUGGCCCACCUUGAUUAUCACUACAAAAGGUUUUUUUCCUCCUGCUGGUAAUAGCUCACCUUAAGUGAUCACUCUCUUGUUACAGUGUGUAUGGUAACACCCAUUGUUUCAUGUUCUCUAUGUAUAUAAAUCUCCCUACUGUAUUUUCCACUGAAUGCAUCCGAUGAAGUGAGCUGUAGCUCACAAAAGCUUAUGCUCAAAUAAAUUUGUUAGUCUCUAAGGUGCCACAAGUCCUCCUUUUCUUCUUCCUUAGAAAGUUUCUUAAGAAAAAAAACAAGAAAGAAAGAAAAAAAGAUCACCACAACUAUUGAAACUCUUGCUGUUUUUUCUUCACUGCACAAGGAAGCUUACAAUUUAAUGACCAAUACAUUGCUAAACUCACUGUUGGUGUGCAGUUCCCCACACCAUGCUUACUUACAACACUGGCACCUAGAGCAGAAAUAAGAAGAUGACUUAUUAAACUGGAGGGAGAGGCUGAACAAAAAAAGAAGCCUUACAAACUGAACUGGAGUGUGAGAACCACUCUCCACAUUCUAUAUGCCCCACCCCAAUGGAAAUUUCUGAAGAGGAAAACAAGUCCUUCUUCAAUGGGUUUAGAUUUUUGCUACCUACUUCCUUAGAGAUGUAUGUGUGUGUGUGUGUGUGUGUGUGUGUGUGUGUGAUGCCAUUGCAUAGAAACUGUAUGGUGUGUUUAUAACUUGUGUCCCUGUCUGAAAAGAUGUAUGACAGGAAGAUUUGUAAGAAAAAUGAUAUCAGCUGCCAGCUACAAUAUCUAAAGGAUAAGAAGUCAUUCAGAAAUAAAAGACUGGCUUAAGUCAUGGAGUUUGGAUCUGGAUUCAAAUCGAGAUCCAAACUUUUCAAAAGUUCAGGAGUGCACGGGGAAUCACUGCUUUGAUUCAAUCCUAUUGUAGAGAUGGACCUGAGCUGUGGAGUUUGGACCUAGAUUCAGAUUCCAACUUGCCUGAAGUCCAAGUGGGUAGGAAUCUGGUUUUCCAGUCUGAGCCCAUCUCUAUUAGAAAUGUGGCAAACAUCUCACAGACAGCCUGAGUCAGAGAGAGACCAACCACACCAGUAAACAUUUCAAGUGGUUUAACUUAUUAGCAUGAUUUAAUCUGUGUUAUGUUCCUCUGUUUUCAUCUGGGACUAUGUGAGUGACCACACCAAAUACCCAUAGGCAGAGUACCUCAGAAACUCUGCAAGCAUUUAGUGUUUUGGAAUUGUCUCCUGUGGGAUUGCUAGGAGAACUAACACACACUGUUCGAUAACAGACUCCAGUUAGAGGUGCACACAUGAGAACCAGCUUGAAUUAAAGUAAUGUGUGUUCAGCAGAGGUCUCAUGGAGGGGGUCAGAUGACUAUUGGCAGGUCAUAUAAUAAUUUUAAAAGCUGCAGUCAUGAACGUGGUGAUAACCAUUUUCAGAUUUGUUACUCUGAGUUCCUUAACAUGGCUGAAAAAGGUGCAAUGUGGAAAGGGCUAAGGAGAUUUGAGAAACAGAGAGAACACUACGGAGAAAACGGUUUUUGUCCAAGGGUCACCUGCCCUGUUUGGCGUAGAUGUACAAUAGGAAUGCAUGAGUCUCAACGAAACCAUAACAUAACCUUUCUGUAAAUGACCCAGCUUUGUGAGAGUUUCAGGUGUGGUAUAGACUGGUCAUGGAAAAAAAUAUACACUGCCAAGCAUGAAUGAAGACCUGAGUUUGAGUGCUGGGCCAUGAUGGCUCACAGAUAAGGGACAGAUCCUGAUCCAAUCCUCUCCCAUUGUCCCUCUCAUAUUCCCUCAGAUGGGACAGCAUGUCAGUUAUUCUACCACAUGUUAAUGAUGCCAGCUUGGAACUAUGCAACCAAAGAGUCCCACCAUCAGUAGAUUGAGGCAGCAGGGGAGGGGUGGGCAGAAGGGAAUGGAAAAGGGUCUCGUCCUACUGUGGGAAUCACACCAACACUUUUUCAGUGUAGCCAAGAACUUUUGAUGCUUUCAUUCUGAGGCCAGUUUUUAAGCUGGAUUAGAACCCAUCCAUCUCUAUUAGAGAAUCAUUCCAGCUGGCAGCUUCAGUCUCAGCCUGGGAGCAGAAUAUUUCAUUUUCCUACUUUUUAAAAAAAAUCAUAGGCAUUGAUGAAAAAUAAUCAAGAUUUUGAUGCUUUAAAAAACACCCCCCCCCAGUUGUAACAUAAAAACAUUUAAAAAAAAAAAAAAGAACCCUUUCCAGGUGAUAGGUCUCAUGGCAAAGGCUGAUGGGAGGCGAGAAGGGGCCCAUUUGGUACUUUGUAAAGUUUAGAAACUUCUUUCAACUGUGGAGAAAGACAUGCAGCUUGGAUCUGAGCUGUCCCCUAUACCUUUCAUACUAUGAGGAAGGUGGAAAAGUAGAGUGGGAACCAUCUGUUUAAAAGCGUAUUUUACAUUUUGUUGCCAAGAGAUUCCCCUCAGCAGGUUUCCUCAGUGUUCCCCAGUUCAGAGGAAUGCCAGCGAGUCUCCGUCUCCCACCUAGACGCUAUCCUCCCUGCCACCUAGCACAGAGAAGCAAGUCACAGGAGGGAAACUUUCUAGGAGUCUCUGCUCCCUGACACCCUCAGGUGCCAUCUAUAGGCUGGGCUGAAGAUGACCAGAGGGAAAACGGAGUUCCAGUAAGAUCAUAAUAUGUAACUUACACAAACCACCACCAAAAUACAGAACACAAAUAGUGUUCCUGAAAUGAUUUCAAAAUCAGCAACAUGACUCCCACAGUGUCUGAUGUCAUGCCCAGCUGACUGCCAUGUCAGAAUCGCACAGCUACGGCUUACCAGCAGACGUUAAAAAUAAAAAAAAUCUAAAAAGAGAAGAGAAUAUGCUCCUGGGUAGAUUUCCAGCCUACUAACAAGUCUGGAAAAGUUUAGACCUGAAAGCUACUUGUUGUGAUGAUUGUGUCAUUAUUGUGACUCAUUGGUUGUCAUCGUGUGUGGGCUGGCUUCAGGCCAUUAGGAAUCCAGCUACUGUGCCAGCUGUGUUUUAUCUCACCUUAUGUUAGAUAACCAUCCUGAGAUGAUCCCGACUAGCACCCCGUGUAACUGACUACCUUAUCUAUGCAGCCAUCACAGCCCGGCAGUCAUCAUAACAACCUGGGAUGAGCAAAACGGCUCUUCAACACUCCAAACACAUGACAGGAUAAAAUCUUGCGGCAGAAACUGCUACCUAAGAGUUUGAUUAAUUUCAGGAAAAAAAUCUCAGAUUAUUUAAAUAGACUGAAACUAUAAGGCCUGUUACUAGUACAUCAUGGUACACCACAGCAAAAAGAUGCUUCUGAACCACAUUGUCUGUCUGUGUCCAUCUGAGAAGCUGCAGCCUUUCAGAACUUCCACAGUCCUUCUCUUUGUUAACAGGGUGAUACUUGAUGGUACAUGGCUAGGGGCAAAAUCUGCUAAUUCCUUUAGUGGGCUCGUUUUAGAGGUACCUCAUGUAAAGAUGCCCAUUGAGAAAACCUGAAAAUCUGUGUGAAAGCUGAAAUCUUCUAUUGAUUAGCAAAAUUCUCUGCAUGAUCAUCACCAGUCUUGUGGAUCCCACAGCAUGGGGACAUCAGCAUGACAAGUGUUUAAAUAUCUGAUUCGGGGAUCUAUUUGUUUAGUGGGUCCAUUCCUGUGUCAGCUGUUAACUGCUUCCCUGCUGAGCAGUGCACUGGAUAAUUCUGAGAAACAAGCCCUUGCAUGGCUAGAGAUUUAAAAAAGAAGCAAAUGAGAAGCCUUGGGAGCAUGGAGGCCUUGCACAAACCAGCUGCCACUGGUCUCAAAAGUUACAAAAUAACCUCCUGGUUGCAGAAGGUACCCAGCUGUGUGCUUCCACCCACUGACUUGCUCCCACUCAAGUUUCUGUUCAAAGGCUUCACUAGCUAUCUAAAUUCCCAACUCUCCUCCCUGAGCAUGUGGGAAGCGUGCAAAGGCAUGAUAAUGUCUCUGCCUUCAAAAGGAAGACAUGAACCUGAUGGGAACAAUGCACGACUAAAGAACUAUGUAUCAGAUCUGGAAAAGUGGCUCUCAAUACUGCUUUUCAGUUUUAAUGUUGAUAUUCUAUUUUAAAAAAAACAAACAAAACCUCCCCCCAACCACCUUCUCUCCAUGGCCAGCAUAAAAUGCUCACAUUGUGUGUCUCCUGAGACCACUGACAGCAGGGCGGCAUGUUUAGAGAUUGAAGGGGGGUGAAGCGAGUAAAACUAAGGGAAUGGUAUAGGAGAUAAUCAACUGCUUUGGACUAUUUGUACAUUCUGAUUGCUGUGACAUUUUCUCCAGAUUUGUAUGCAUUUGUUUAUAAAAAUACUGAUUGAUGAUACAAUAAAGUUUUAUUGGAAA